CUUUGAAACAGCUGCAGCAAAAUCCCCCAACACCCAAACGCUCCAGCAGGCCACCCAUUCUCAAAAUCUAAAUUUCCUGCAUUUACCAUUCCUAGCUCAAAACCGAGAACGAACAGCAACUAUGGAGUCUGCAGCCUCAGGGACUCCGCUGUUUUUUUUUGUUUCUCCAGAGAUAGGGGCAGUGACCUCGGGUUCAGUAUCAGUCAGGGUAAACACUCGCCUCUCGCAUUUUUCCAUUUCUCUCUCUGGAACAAUCAUGGAAAUGCAAGCUGUUAACUCCAUGAGCUAUGAACAGUUUAUCGAUGUGUUUGGGAAUGUGAUUGAGAAAUUUCCCCUCAUUGCAGCUGCAGUUUGGACAAAGCGUCCCUUUCCAAGUGUGAGCGCUUUAGAGCAAAACUUUGCAGAUUUUAUAGAUUCCUUGCCUCGGUCAGGGAAGGAGGGAAUUCUACGAUGCCACCCAGACCUAGCUGGGAGAGAUCUUCUCAGAGGAACACUCUCCCUUGAAUCGCAGGCUGAGCAGAACCAAGCUGGGCUAACCAUCCUCACUGCUGGCCAGAGAUCACAGCUGAGUGAGCUAAAUGCUGCUUACAAGAACAAAUUCCACUUCCCAUUUGUGAUCUGUGCCAGGAUGAAUGAUAGGGAAAGCAUAACGCACCAUCUCCGCAGCAGGAUCCGCAACAGCUCAGAGCAGGAGCUUCAAAUCAGUAUUAAAGAGGUUCUAAAAAUCUGCCACCUCCGUCUUUUAGAUAUCAUCAGGCCAGCUGUCCACUCUAUCAAGCUUUAAUAAGACAGCAGGAAUUAACAUUUCGAGUCUGGUGACUCUUCAUCAGAACAAAGGGAAGACACCAGGAAUUCACUGAAGUAGACUAUCAACUCCAAAGGAAAUCUGUGAAUCAUCUUAUACAAUGCAGAAUGUAAUAUCUCAAAUUGAAUAAAUCACAUUGGGAAAGCAAUAAGUGCAGCAAAACUACACAUGAAUCGUUUUGUUUG
Chiloscyllium plagiosum (whitespotted bambooshark) is the source of this 990-nucleotide messenger RNA. It is a transcript of the gene urad, whose product is annotated as ureidoimidazoline (2-oxo-4-hydroxy-4-carboxy-5-) decarboxylase. Gene Ontology annotation, cellular component: peroxisome. The record is from RefSeq and is a predicted model, not a curated record. Gene Ontology annotation, molecular function: 2-oxo-4-hydroxy-4-carboxy-5-ureidoimidazoline decarboxylase activity. Gene Ontology annotation, biological process: urate catabolic process; allantoin metabolic process. Lineage: Eukaryota; Metazoa; Chordata; Chondrichthyes; Orectolobiformes; Hemiscylliidae.